CGCGUUAAAAUUUACAAGUAUUAUGGCUUCUCCUAGUGGAAAUUCUUCGUCAGGGUCAGAGGAUCUGCAACAACUAAUGGAUCAAAGGAAACGUAAAAGAAUGAUAUCGAACAGGGAAUCAGCAAGAAGAUCAAGAAUGAAGAAGCAGACACAUUUGAAUGAAUUAAUGGCUCAAGUGAAUCAACUGAAGGAACAAAAUAAUCAAAUUGUGAGCAACAUAAAUAUGGUGAGUCAGGUUUAUUUGAAUGUGGAAGCAGAGAACUCUGUUCUCAGAGCACAAAUGGCAGAGUUGAGUAAUAGGCUACAGUCUUUAAAUGAGAUCAUAAACUGCAUCAACUCAGCAAACUCAACAAUUGAUGAAACAGAGAUUAAUUGUGAAGAUGAUUUCUUGAAUCCUUGGAAUUUGCUACAUGUGAAUCAGCCGAUUAUGGCUUCUGCUGAUGCUUUCAUGUACUGAUUUAGUAUCAUUUUGGUCAUUGAAAAGUCGAUUUUUUCUAAAAAGACAAUGUUGUUGUUGGGAUUCUUGGAUUGGCUUUAGAUGAAGGUGUUUGGUUAGGUUCACUAAUAAAUAAUUGGAUUUGAUAAAAUAGUUGAUGACGCCUUCUCGAUUUGUAAGAGCUUGGGCUGUUACUCUAUUGUAUUGUAGCUUAUAUUUUCCAUAAAUAUGACAUUUGGAUAAAUUGUAUCAA
Messenger RNA from Solanum tuberosum (potato), 689 nucleotides. Its product is annotated as bZIP transcription factor 53-like. Bases 23 to 457 code for a protein of 144 amino acids. Gene Ontology annotation, molecular function: DNA-binding transcription factor activity; transcription cis-regulatory region binding. Gene Ontology annotation, cellular component: nucleus. The record is from RefSeq and is a predicted model, not a curated record. NCBI's taxonomy places the organism in Eukaryota, Viridiplantae, Streptophyta, Magnoliopsida, Solanales, Solanaceae. Gene Ontology annotation, biological process: positive regulation of DNA-templated transcription. The transcript has a single exon.